AUGGCGAACGUUGUGGAUACUAAGCUGUACGACAUCCUUGGGGUAUCGCCAUCUGCCUCUGAAAAUGAACUAAAAAAGGCCUACCGCAAAUUGGCGAAAGAGUACCAUCCCGACAAGAACCCUGAUGCAGGAGACAAGUUUAAAGAGAUAAGUUUUGCAUAUGAGGUACUGACAAACCCAGAGAAGAAGGAGCUUUAUGAUCGCUAUGGAGAACAAGGGCUGCGGGAGGGAGGAGGUGGAGGGCCUGGCAUGGAUGACAUCUUCUCCCACAUCUUUGGGGGGGGACUGUUCGGGUUCAUGGGUGGGCAGGGCAGAGGAGGACGUAAUGGAGGCAGGAGGAGAGGAGAGGAUAUGGUCCACCCUUUGAAAGUUUCUCUUGAAGACCUCUACAACGGCAAAACCACCAAACUGCAGCUCAGUAAGAAUGUUCUUUGUGGUUCAUGUAAUGGUCAGGGGGGUAAGGCGGGAGCAGUGCAGAAGUGUGUGGCAUGCAGAGGGCGAGGUAUGAGAAUCAUGAUCAGACAGCUGGCCCCUGGCAUGGUUCAGCAGAUGCAGUCAGUCUGCACAGACUGCAAUGGAGAGGGUGAGGUGAUAAAUGAGAAGGACCGCUGCAAGAAGUGUGAAGGCCAUAAGGUGUGUAAGGAGACUAAACUUCUGGAGGUGCACGUGGACAAAGGCAUGAGACAUGGCCAGAAGAUCACGUUCUCUGGGGAGGCUGACCAAGCACCAGGCACUGAACCGGGAGAUAUAGUUCUGGUCCUGCAGGAGAAAGAGCAUGAGGAAUUCCGCCGUGAUGGAAAUGACCUUCACAUGACCCAACGCAUUGGCCUGGUCGAGGCUCUCUGUGGUUUUCAGAUGACUGUCACACACCUCGAUGGACGCCAGCUGCUUGUCAAAUACCCACCUGGCAAGGUCAUUGAGCCAGGGUGUAUUCGAAUGGUGAAGGGAGAGGGAAUGCCUCAGUAUAGAAACCCAUUUGAGAAGGGAGACCUUUUCAUCAAGUUUGAUGUCCAGUUCCCUGAUAACAACUGGAUUAGUCCUGAAAAACUGAGUGAGCUUGAGGACUUGCUCCCUGCUCGUGCUGAGAAUCCUGUGAUCUCCGCAGAUGCUGAGGAAGUUGACCUGAAAGAUUAUGACAGGGGUCAAGGUUCAGGAGGCGGGGCCAGGAGAGAAGCCUACAAUGAUAGCUCUGAUGAGGAGGGUGGGCAUCAUGGCCCAGGAGUGCAGUGCGCACACCAAUAGAAAAAAAACUCUUGCAUAAACAUGUGCACACACAUUAAACAAAGCAUACAUCCCUUGAGUCCCACUGCUCCCGCCGAUCAAGACUUGACGCACAUACACGCACAGGUCUUUCCUUUCCUGGUUCCCAUGGAAAAGGGAGACACACGUACAUCCACUCUCUUCAGUUCCUGUGUGCCCAUCAGUCAGAGAGUUGCUGGAUAUGUGACCACCGUUUGUGUUUAUGGACAGUAGUGCUCAUCCAAACUUCCAGCAAGACAGUGAUCCCAUUGUCAGGCGUUCACUGACUCAACUUGACUUGAACCUUCCCAUAUUCAUCUUAGGCUUUUACCUUUCACUGUGGGAAAACGCCAGUCUAGUGUAUAAAAUGCAAAUAUCGUUGACUAUCUUGUAUAAGGUGUAGUUUAGUCUGUUACACACAAGCGCAUGCUGCUUCUUGCUGAAGAUCUCACACAUGUAAAUCCAGGGUCCAGAGGUUAGGACACUAAAGGAAGAUCUGACACCAGAACUAUGUAAACUUCAGUGUUACUGCUAUCAAAGUGCCCUGCAGUCAAAGGAACUGACCUGAUCACAGCCCUACAAGCAUGUCCUCUACAUAGCCUGCUGAGAGUCACACAGGGUUAUAAGGCACCUCCUCCUGUAAGCUCAACUCCUUUAUAUUUCUGAAAGGGGAUAUCCUGGUUCUGAUCAGUUUCCAGCUGUCAUAUUGUUAGAAUACUAAAGCCGUAAUUAUAGCACCUCUCGGCCAGGCACCAAGUUUUCUUAGUUUGAAAUUUAAGCUUUUGUGUGUUUGUUGGUUUGAAUGUUAGUGUGUUUGAGACCACAGAACUUGAACAUAAGUUGUGCAGUCUUUAUUUGAGCUGAGGACACACACGUACUUGUGUCCAUAUGUGUGUAAUUCAGUGGCUUGGUGUGUGGGAGCUGCUGUAGAAUGUUCCGGCUUUUUCAGCUGAUAGGUUUUCCUGCUCCGUGUUGGACUGCAGUGUGGGUGGACACUAUUUAAGGUCAAUUAAAGAGAAAAAACAUAUUUGAAUGUUUAUUUGUUGAGACUCUCCCCCGCCUAAAUAGCCCCUGCCCUCACAAGGACCAAGAGCUCUUCCUCCUGAGCAGGAAAAACUCUGGGUCCCACCUCUGUCCUCUGUAUUAUACAUAUCUCCCCAUCAUAGAGUUGUUAGCCAAACUAAUGUUCAUUGACUUGUUUCAAUAUCCCCAUCCCCUUAGACUUGUAAAUACCAGCUGUAGUCCAUAGAUGCAUUUACAGUCUACAGUGGUGUCCCUCCUAUAGUCCACAACACUUUAUUACAUAGUAGAGUAAUGGCCAACUGUGCCAUUAUACUUGUAUCAUGUUAAUAUGAAGGAGAGUUGGUGGAACCUCUGUAGACUGUUUACGCCCACCUCUGUGACUCAUUGUACAUGUCAUUUAGGCCACAGGGGAAUAAUGUCUACAGAUAACUAAAGGGGUCAUUGAAAAUUAAUGACAAUAAUGUCGAUGCUUAUGUUUGUCAAGAUGAUAAUUACACUGUAUAAUAAUAAACAGUCACCAUAAGGUUG
Messenger RNA from Myripristis murdjan (pinecone soldierfish), 2790 nucleotides. It is a transcript of the gene dnaja2b, whose product is annotated as DnaJ heat shock protein family (Hsp40) member A2b. The transcript has 9 exons. The record is from RefSeq and is a predicted model, not a curated record. Gene Ontology annotation, molecular function: ATP binding; Hsp70 protein binding. Gene Ontology annotation, biological process: protein folding; response to heat. Bases 1 to 1242 code for a protein of 413 amino acids. NCBI's taxonomy places the organism in Eukaryota, Metazoa, Chordata, Actinopteri, Holocentriformes, Holocentridae.